Molecule: messenger RNA, 2442 nt
Organism: Xiphias gladius (swordfish)
Lineage: Eukaryota; Metazoa; Chordata; Actinopteri; Istiophoriformes; Xiphiidae
Gene: npas1
Product: neuronal PAS domain protein 1
Exons: 11
Coding region: 1-2442 (813 amino acids)
Biological process (GO): regulation of transcription by RNA polymerase II
Molecular function (GO): DNA-binding transcription factor activity, RNA polymerase II-specific; RNA polymerase II transcription regulatory region sequence-specific DNA binding; protein dimerization activity
Source: RefSeq, a predicted model, not a curated record
AUGGCAACCAUGCCGUUUGUCAGCGAGGGGAAGUGUGUGAGUGUGGAGUGGGAUUUCCUACAAGGACUACUGGCCAAGCCUCCCACCCUGCCCUGUCUCCAGAACCUGCGUAAAGAGAAGUCUCGCAAUGCGGCUCGUUCACGGCGGGGGAAGGAGAAUUUCGAGUUCUUUGAGCUGGCUAAGAUGCUGCCUCUGCCCGGGGCCAUCACCAGCCAGCUGGACAAAGCCUCCGUCAUCCGGCUGACCAUCAGCUACCUGCACAUGCGCACCUUUGCCAGCCAGGGGGACCCGCCCUGGAGCCCUCUGCUGGAGGGCGACAGCAACUGCAGCAAAGUAAGACGAUCAUCUCAUUCUCUGGCUACUGACAUGUUUGAGCAGCACCUAGGGGCGCACCUCCUGCAGUCUCUGGAUGGCUUUGUGUUUGUGGUCAGUCAGGAGGGACGGUUCCUCUACAUCUCAGAGACAGUUUCUAUCUAUCUGGGACUCUCGCAGGUGGAGCUGACCGGCAGCAGUGUGUUCGACUAUAUCCACCCGGCGGACCAUGUCGAGAUGGCCGAGCGGCUGGGAAUCAGGCCACAUCUGAGGGCCGAAGCCGGCUGCCACACGGCCCCUGAGAGCGCUUCUAGCUCUGCAUCCACCUCCUCCCUGGCUGGUACCCCUGAGCCUGCUCCGUCUAGUCCUCAUUCUCCUGCUGACGACCCUCCUGACCGUGGCUUCUUCAUCCGCAUGAAAUCCACGCUCACCAAAAGAGGCCUGCAUGUCAAGUCUUCUGGAUACAAGGUAAUCCAUGUGACAGGGCGAAUCCGCUGCCGCCCAGCACUUGUGCCGGGCUCCACGCGUUCAGUGCGUCGACCGAUGGGUUUGGUGGCACUGGCGCACACGCUCCCGCCUUCCACGCUUAAUGAAGUCCGCAUGGAGAGCCACAUGUUUGUCUUUCGAGUAAACAUGGACCUACAGGUCACAUAUUGUGAGAACAGGAUCUCAGAGUAUAUGGAUCUGACCCCAGCAGAGGUGGUGGGACAUACCUGUUACCACUUCAUCCAUGUAGAAGACCUGGAAAACCUUCGGCAAAGCCACGAGGACUUGCUGAGGAAAGGCCAGGUAGUGACAGGUUACUAUCGUUGGCUCCAGAGGAGAGGAGGAUACCUGUGGAUCCAGUCCACUGCCACUGUCUCCAUCAACCACAAAGCCCCCCACGAACGCAACGUCAUCUGGGUCAACUAUGUCCUGAGUCGAACAGAGUUGCCCGACACUCCCCUGGAUUUACUGCAGCUACCAGAGAGCAUAAGAGCAGAGAGACUUCGAGUUAGCUCCUCACCCAACGACGGCUCCCCACAGGCCCGAGGCUCCUCAGGCUCGCAACCAGUGAAGGGCUCAGUGGGGAAGAGUGACCCUGACACUAAAGGCAGAGAGAAAUUCACUGCCGCUGCUAUCCAAUCGGAGGACAGGAGGAAGCGCCUGCUGAGGUCCGACCCCGAGGGUGCUCCUCCCGAAACCCGUCGCAGACUAGAGGAACUCCGUCACGCUGAGGAGAGUGUGUCGGCCUCCUCGGACCUGGCAAGCGAAAGUGAGGGGGAGGAGGAGGAAGAAACAGAGUGGGACCAGGGGGGAGACAGUGAAAGACUGAAACAGGAAGACGGGGAGGGAGGAGGCAAACAGAGUAGGGGAGGAGACACCCCGACUAGAGGGGAGAGAGGAAGGAGGGCGCACAACGGCCGGGCUGUGAUCCAGCAGCUGAAGAGUGUAGUGACCCCGUCUCCCCUGUCGAGCAGCCCCAGCAUCAAGACUGAACAUGACUCCCUGUCCACCGGGGGGCGCUGGGGGUCACACACACAAACCUCCACCUCACACACCACCCAGCACCAACCCUCACAUGCACACACACCCUCCAGCAGUCUCAACGGUGACAGCCCUAACACCCCGAUCCCCGACUCUUCUUCCAGCAGUGAAGCCCCUCCGAAAGGUUUGUUCACUCCCCCAUCCCCUGCUUUGUCCCCCGCCAUGUCCGUGUCCUCUCCACUGCCCCGUGAGGAGAGGGCUGUGUCAGGGGUGGUCAGUCGGGGCAGUGGUGGCGGUGUAGGUAGUGGUCCUGACUUUGAGCUGCUCCAGAGACUGGCUGCAGGUGGCGCUGCAGGGCGGGUCCUCUUCCACCCCCUUGCUCUCGGUCCUCAGGGCCCUCAGAGCCUCUACGCCCCCAGCACUAUCCGCUACGCUCCACCUGAGCUGCCUCCGUCCCAUCACCACAGCACGGGACACAGCGACGGCCUGCAGCUACGCUCGGACCACCACAAGGGACCCCCGCCGGCCUUCUUCCCCCACCUACAGCGGCUGGCCGGCCUGCCACCCUUCAGCGGUUUCUCCCCGUCUGACAGCCCUUUCUCCUCCGGCCUGCCCUUCUGUAUGAAUGGACUGAGGGGGGCUGCAGGCUCAGAGGAAGACUGA